GUCAGAUCGCAGUAAUACUGUAUUGUAGGUCACAGUCCACCAUUACUCAGACGGAUGAUGGCAGCAGCGCGCUGACCGCACACAGCUACUCUGCAGGAAAUGAGCAGUAGAAGAAGAAAGUAACGCUUGGAAAAAGCAAAAAGCUCCAGUACUAUCGCCGCGUCAGAUGAUUAGCUAACAGUAAAAACAUUGUUAAACGUUUGACAGUUCGUAUUUCCUUUUCAGCAUUACAAAAGCGGUGUACGUCGUCAAUAAUGUAGUUAUAUUAGCCCGUCAUUUCGACUUUGAAGCCCUUUCUCGCAGCGCUGAUAAUGCCGAAGAUGAAGCUACCGAUGAAAACGGGCGAGGAAGGAGGCGACGAGACGGCCGAGGACGAUUCACUGGAUCAGUCGGAGCACCAGCAUAUCCCCGGGGCGGUCUCCCCCUCCUCGGUGUCCGACAGGCUGGAGGAUUCGCCAAGACCUCAUGUGCACCCACCCCAGCUGGACAAGGAGACAGUUUUUGAGUGGUUCGGCCUACAUCUAAACCCUGCUAAGCGGGUCGAGUUCAUGUGCGGGCUGCUACAUAUGUGCCAGCCCCUGGAGCUCCGCUUUUUGGGAUCUUACUUAGAGGAUCUCGCUAGAAAAGACUAUCAUGUUUUACGGGACUUCGAGUUUCGGGCAAAUAGUCCGAGCGAUAUGGGGCUCUUAACGGACGUGAUUGACCCGGUGGUCAGGUCCAAGCUCCUGGUCUGCCUGUCCCUCCUCGGGUCUGACAGCAGGGAGUGUGCCGGGAUACUCUUUCGGAUACUGAGCCAUGUAGAUCCGGCCUUGUUCUACAGAAACUACUCCCUUCCUCCAUUCAGGGACCACCCGGUCCACCCACCGUGUCAGGGCGGGAGUGUGACCGGGCGGACAGAGCAGUCCUGCGGCGUCUCCACUAACGACACAGCGGCAGGAGCUCUGGAGCAGCUGGCGCUGCUGUUCACCAUGGCCUCCCUACACCCAGCUUUCCAUUUCCACCAGCGGGAGAUGGUCCGAGGGCAGCUCGACAAAAUAGAGCUCGCUAUAGAGGAGGAGAGACGUCAAAGUCAGCGUCGAGCAAACGCCCAGACAACGGAGCUGAUGGGCCCAAAGGUGGACUACCUGCCCUCCCCAGCUCUGGGUUUGGGGGAAUGUACGGACUCCCAUCCUUCUUGCCAGAGCCGACGCUCCAGCCGCUGGGCAACACAAAGAGAAGCGGUGCAUAUAGAGGGAAUUGUGCUCAGGGGCAUCUCUCGGACCAGAAUAGACAAGGAAUACAACUUUGAGGUGAAGUGGUCUGACUCUUCUUCUAGUAGUGUGACCAAAACUCAUCUGGAACUGGAGAACUUCCUCCUUAAGCUUCCUAAGGAUCAGUGCACUGAGUCUUUUGAGAAGGGCAUCCUGAGACUUCUGAACCAGGGGGACCAGUAUGAGAGCAGAGAGGUGGAGAAGAACCUCAGGGAAAGGUUCCUGUCCGCCCCUCCAGUUUUCAGACAGACCAGAAAGGUCUGCAGCUUCUUCAAUUGUGACUCCAGUUACUCUACGAAACCGACUUGCUGCAGAUGCAACUGCCAGCUGGGAAAGGCCUACCAAGGAGACUGCUCUGAUGCCUCCAGUCAGGAGGAAGAUUUAGAGUCGUAUGUUCAGGGACACAAGAAGAAGCAUGGGACCAAGAGUCCGUGUCCAGGUCUCUCUAGUGCCAAAGGCCCCCAGGGGGACAGUCGGAGGGGGGGCCACACUACAGAGCUCAAUGGUCCAGCAGAGAGGAGGAAGAAGGGCUGUACGCUGAGAAGCAGCCAGGAGGCUGAACAGCACCAGGAAAGUGAGAAGAGAAGCCACCCGGUCACUAAAAGCAAGAGCAGAGUCCUGCCCACAGACAGAGACAAGGGGAAGGUGAAGGCAGCUGCCUAUGUGACUAAUGGCGGUUUGGUGCCGGCUCUGCCCCCUCAGAGGAAAGAUGGGGGUUCUGGCCCGGAUACCUUUGGUGAAACAUCAUCAGAGAGCUACAGCUCUCCAUCCAGCCCUCAACACAGAGGACCAGAGAGCCUGGACAGUGAGGACGACAACAACAAAGGUAAAACAUACUAUACUGACAGCCACUCUGAUGACUCCAGCAAAGGUCCAGGCCCUGACAUGUUCUUCACUAACCAGACUGUUCCAGCUGUGGUGGGGGAGGUCUCCUCUGUCCAUCCUCUGUCUCCCAACAACCACCAGGCCCACAUGGAGUACCCCUGCCCAGAGACCAGCAAAGACUUCCCCCCUCUCUCCUUCAUGCCUUCUCUGCCCUAUGUGCUCCCCAAUGGGGCCGCUGACCCUCCGCUUCCACUGGUCCCCCCUCCCAGCCAAAACAUCGUCCCCGAUGGGAAGCCCUCUUCUGGGCCGCUGAUGAUGCAGAUGCCCCUAGUGCCUCCAGCCGUGCUAGGCCCUGGAAUUGUGGGAGACCCAGAGAAAAGGGACAUGCUCCAAACCUUUGGGAUUUCACCUAUCGGGCUCCACCCCGCAGGAAGCCCUGCUGUCCAGCCUCUGGUUCAGAGGUUCAAAACAGCUUUGUCUCACAGCCAAGGUGGCCCUGAUGGAGUGUCAGGGAGCGGUUCUACUCCUGCUGCCCCGCAGGCUGCUCACCAAGCCCCUAUAAGAGCCAUCAGUGUCAUGUCUUCUGGCCCCACGUCCUACCCCUCUCCUCCUCAGCCAUCUCUGCCCUGCCAAGACCCGGCCAGCGUCAGCUCAGGCCUGCCCUCCUCUCUGCCACUAGUGGAGACUUCACAUGCCAAGCACCCCGGCUUAACAUUACCAUCUGGCCUGCCUUCUCCCUACACCAUGCCCCCUGUCCCAACCUCUGUCAUGCCCACUGUAGGAGCACCUGCAGUCACUGGAAUAGCUCCAUCUCCUGGACAUUUACAAGCAGCUGUUCCUCCAGCUGUGCCCACACACACCCCUGGACCUGCCCCCAGCCCCAGCCCAGCGCUUACCCACAGCACGGCACAUAGCGACUGUAUAUCCUACAGCAACAGCAGCGCUUCCUGUGGAAGUGCCCCUGUUGCCCCUGGCAAUCCUAUUACUCUUCAACAAACCCAGCAGCAACAGGUGGCCCCCCAGCAGCCAACACCACCACCACAACCACAGCAGCAGCAACAACCGAUGGGCUGCGGGACCUGUGGCUGUCACAACAACUGCGGCGGUCGAGGCAGCAGCAACAACAGCGUCAGCGGUUGCCAAGCGCCCUUGUUCUUCCCCACCCACCAGAUGGCAGCAGCAGCACGCCAGGUGUUCAGCGUUCCACCACCUCUCUUCCAGCUCACAAGCCUGUGCAGUAACAGCUACCUCACCCAGGCCCAACCUCCUCACCAGGCCAACGGUGCUGCCACCCUGCCCCCCUUCUUCCCGACUGCUCCGCCUCCCGGCCACCCUCCACCCUACGGCCCCCUCCACACUCACCCUCACAGCCAUGCAGACGUACCGUCACACAUGCUAGGCACCCAGGCUGCAGCAGUGGCAGCCGCCGCAGCCGCAAACUACAACCUCCAGCAGCAGAUGGCACCGGCGGCAUCGUUCUGCCAACGCGUCUACCAGCACGUCUACCCGAAUCAUCUGGGGAUGCUGCCCGCUGCUACGCUGGGAGGCGGCGGAAUCAAUAAGAAGAACGGGAACGUGUCCUGUUAUAACUGUGGUGUGAGCGGACAUUACGCUCAGGACUGCAACCAACCCUCCAUAGACUCCACGCAGCAAGGAACAUGUAGGCUCAAGGAAACCUAUUCAGAAACUGAAAACCCCCAAGCUCACUUGCUCAUGAUUAGCAGGCUGCAGGUUCUCCACAUGGGGCCGCUGUUCAGCCCAGUCACACCAGUUCCACACCUGCCAGCCUGCUCCAAGUGGCUUCCGGUUAAAGUACGCAGCCUCCCACAUUUCAGAAGCACUUGAUAACGCUGACUGAAGAAGAAGAAGAAGAAGAACGGAUGAAGGUUCCUCUGCUCUUCCCAGGCACUGUGUGUGAGCAGUGCACUGACGCUUCUGUGUACUUCAGGAAAAACAAAACAAAAAAAAAAAAACAUUCUCAAAGAAAGAGUGACCUGCCAAGGGCUCAGUGGACAAAGCCUAAGUACUUGUGCCUGAGAAAAUCUUGUUUCCAUGGAGAUGAUUUCACUGUCUCGCGCACACGAACAGUCCACGUGACUCCCGGUCCCUUCCCUUUCAGUUUGUUUUUCAUAUUUUUGCACUGAGGGUUGGAAAAGAUUAACUUAUUACUUAAUUAUUAGGAAGAUCAGAAAUUUUUGAGGAUUUGUUUUGUUUUUAAAGUGGAGACUAGUCUCAACUAAAAAAAAAAGUUCUUAUACACUUAUUUCUAAAACAGCGUAUUUAUGCUUUUUCCUCAUUAUUACUGUUCAUCUAGGAUUUUAUUGUCUGAGAAUUGUACAUCAGUUUUCAAAGAUUUAAACAAGAAUCAAAAAUGUAAUGUAAGCGAAAUGGAUUUUAUGUUUGUUCAUUUUCAAUCUUGCUGUAAGGUUUUGAAUGUACACCUUCUCAUUUAAGGAAUCUGACUGUAUCAAAGUGUAUGGAUCUCUCAUCCAUUUUGGCCACUUGAUGUAUGUUAUGUUGGAUGGUAAUUGCUGCUUUGUAAUUUUUAUGUUUUUCCGUUUUUAAAAGUUGUUUUACUUGGUGAUGUGCACUAUAGCGAAGCAGGAACACGAGUGCACUAAAACAGUCCUCACUACAACCGCACAGAUGUAAAGAUUCAUUGAUUUUUCAUCUGCAGAAUCAACAUGAAGGAGCAAAACCGAUGAGAAAUACAGCAUUUUGACUGUUUUAGUAUACUUAAGUGUUUCAGGUGUGAAACAGCUUUUUAUGGCUAACGUUUUAGAGUGAGUGAGACUUCUCAGUGUUCUAAAUUAAACUGCAGAUACUGUAGAAAUACAACAGAAGAGAAAAUCAUUUCCUCAGCCCACUUCAGUCUCAGUCAUCGCAUCUGUUUCAGAAGAUAUCUGCCAGAUUGCAUUGCUACUUUCCCCUCCAUUUUUUUCUUUUUCUUUUCCUUUUGGGGACCCCUGACCGUUUCUCUAAAGCCACUAUCGGGCCAAAAUUUCCACCUGUACACAGAAAACAUACCUACAAAAUUUAUUGAGCACAUCGGAGGAAGCUUUCCGUUUUGGAUACUCCAUAGGCUUUGAUAACCUUCAAAACAGGACAUGACAUUUCUAGCCACUACUGGAAAGUAUCUAAAGGCCUUGGCAUGCUUCAAACCAACUAGGUUUCUUCUGUCUUUUGCUCGUCUUAAUAGUCUCGAUGCAAAUUAAUACAAAUAACGCCAGUGCUGCAAUCUUUCCGACAGUUUCUCAUUAUAAGCAUUAAUGGUUGUACACACAUAACCUGGUUACUUUUACACCUCUGCACACACUGACCAAUCACUGUGUGAAGUGGGUAUGAAUGUCUGCUCUUAUUCCACCACUGGAAAGCAGGUUUCACAUGCUGGUAAAGGUUCACAAUGCUUGACAGGAAGUAGUUUGUACAACAUGCUAUAUGACCACGUCUGAAGUUUUUCUAGGUGUUCUAAACAGCCACGCAGGUGAAAAACCUGCCAACAUAGAUAAUCGUUCAAAUGUGAAUAACGGUGCAGAUGUUGGGACAGUCUCUUCUAAAAGUUACUUAUGGUGUUGUACUUACUCAAAGUGACGAAGUUGUGCAGAAAAUGAAAGAGGAGAGCUGCAAAGCCAGUCAGUUCCUGUGUAAACUGGGUAGAACAAAAUUUAGAUGAUCACAUAAGUGUUUUGUGUGAAGCAUACUGAGGCCUCAUGAAUAUUACAGUUGGGUGUUAGAGUGGCACCGUUAGACUUUCACGGUUUUAUAAUUUUUUUUAAAUGUUGGACAAUUCAGUACAAAAAUGUGAGCUUUUGCCUUCAUCAGUGUAUGAGGUUCAGUUCUGCUGAUGGUUGAUCCAGUUUUUAACUGUUUGGUGGAUGAUAAUAGACAAACAGAAUGGACAUCAAGACAUUUCUAUUUCUAUAGAAACAAAGCACUACUCGACUAUCCUAUUGUUAUAUUGAUGUUAUGUAGAGUUUAUCUUAUCUGACAGCUGUGUGUCAGAGAAAUCCACCCACUUGUUCACAGCUGGUUCUAUUGUCAGCUUAUAAAAAACGGUAGAAUGUUACAGUCUGAAGUUUCCACACAGGAAAGCAAGCGUGUAGUUCCUGCAUUCAUUUUUAAAAAAGAAGGGAAAAUGAAUACAUCUGGAAUAUCUGUUUCGAUUGUUAAAUGAUAUUUUUUUUCAUCCGCAAAACCGACCGGCCAAUUCGUCUUCGGAACUGAGAUACACAGUGUAAACAGUCGGGCUGCCUGUAGUGUGUUCCCACCUUUGAUUGGAAGUGAUGAGCUCAUAGAGGUUUCAAAAGGCUUUCUGGGAAACGUUCAAAAUAAUGAAUGGAGGCCAUGUGUGAGAAAGUGAGGUUCUAAAAGUUCUCAUAUCAAUAGCUGUGAGACGUGAAGAUAACAUUGAACAUAAUGUAGCGCUGUGAGUCGAGUGUAACAAGAUUCUGUGGGUGGUUUCUGUCCUGACCCUCCCUGAAGAUUACCGAAAAAAUGGUGGAAAAUAAUUUCCUUUUUUUAAAGCCAUCAGUCUCCUGGUAGCACAGCAGCCAUUUUCCUCAGUGAUGCUCUCAUUUGUCUCAAGUUAUUGUUUUAUUUUCUCAUAAUUAAUGUGAUCAUACUGGAUGUAUUUUAUGCUUUGUUAGCAUCGUUUUGCCCACUUGUGUUUUUCCUCAUCAGGGGGGAGUGUGUGUAUGUAUAUGUGUGUGUGUGUGUGAUGCCCAGGCUGCUCUUUGAUUGUGUUCAGCCUACUGUCAGUGCAUUAGUUCAGUGAAAAUCUAUGCAUACCCACUUUGUUUUGACAGAAAUCUGUAAAGGACACGCUGUUGUCAGUACAGACAGUCUCCAGUUUGAAUUUGAAUAAUAUUUAUGUCCCAAAAAAAAAAGUGUUUCCCAUAAAGUUCUUCCUUUCAUUUGAGACUUGAAGUGGGUCAGAAGAUCCAGUGAUCACGAGCAGUGAGCAUCAAUGAUGUGGACCAGUCAGACUGUAAGUGGAUGAAGAGGGAAGUCCCCGUGUAGAUACUGAGGACGCACCGAACAACCCAAGUGUAGUUUUGUUGACCUUGAUGGUUUGAAAAAAAUAAAAAAAAAUGCUGUACUGUACAUUUGCAAGGGGUCACUGCUGCCACCCUCAGUUGUAAUGUUUACUGUACUCUUUGAUAUCUAUGUACUGGAAAGGUCAAAUAUAUUUCUAGAGCGGAAUUUGGAUUUUAUGCAAAUUGUUGAUCUGUUUUUUUUCCUGUAAUUAAAAGCAAUAAAUAUAAAAAUGUAAA
Thunnus maccoyii (southern bluefin tuna) is the source of this 7348-nucleotide messenger RNA. It is a transcript of the gene zcchc2, whose product is annotated as zinc finger, CCHC domain containing 2. Lineage: Eukaryota; Metazoa; Chordata; Actinopteri; Scombriformes; Scombridae. The transcript is spliced from 15 exons. The coding region runs from base 312 to 3920 and encodes 1202 amino acids. Gene Ontology annotation, molecular function: nucleic acid binding; zinc ion binding. The record is from RefSeq and is a predicted model, not a curated record.